Molecule: messenger RNA, 1283 nt
Organism: Papilio xuthus (Asian swallowtail)
Lineage: Eukaryota; Metazoa; Arthropoda; Insecta; Lepidoptera; Papilionidae
Product: myb/SANT-like DNA-binding domain-containing protein 4
Exons: 6
Coding region: 469-1278 (269 amino acids)
Cellular component (GO): nucleus
Source: RefSeq, a predicted model, not a curated record
UAUUAAGAAGAAGGGGAUAAAGUAAAAAUAAUAUUACAUGUAUGGACAUAGAUUGUGGAUGUGAACACAGUAUUAGUUAUAUGUCCAAAUGUUCAUGUUUUUACUGUAAUAGAUGGCGCUAGUAAACAUAAAAAUCGAUACGUAAACACACGCUCGGGGGGGGGGGGGGGGUGAAGCUAAGUGCAUUCGCUCCGAAGCGAUUCCGUAACGCCGUUCCCUAACGCUAUAUCGAAAGCUGAUUUCGAUUAGUUAACAAUGUAACACGUGGGAUUGGACAAAGUUUAGAGUUUAGCAAUCGUUUUAUACAUUAUUACGUUCGACAAUAUUACGUUUUGUCUACAGUCUUUCAUCUUUAAAAGAAAAAAAUGUCGAAUUGUGUUGCCACUGUCAGUUAAUAAAUUCUUGACAUACGAAGAUUUAUUACGAAAAACAAAAAUAUUCGUAACUUUAGUGAACGAAAUUUUAGCAAUGGAACCUAGACAACGGACAAGUGGAGUGCAGUUCGCGGUGAUGCUUGAAUUCAUGGAAAGACACGGCGACCUUAGUAAGCCUGAGUGUGGGCUACAAGGUCGCCAUAGGUCUACACUCCUCUGGGAGGAGCUCGCCCACACGUUAAAUAACAUUAGAGGAGGCGUGAAUAAGUCUCCCGAUAAAUGGAAAAAGGUAUGGGCCGACUGGAAAUCAAAGACUAAAAAGAAAACGUUGAUGAUUUGUCGCCAAAAAAAUGGCGGAACAAACAGGGUAGUCCUAACGCCCAUGGAGGAGAGGCUGAUGGCGAUGGUAGGAGAAUUGACGGUGCAAGAUCUCUCGGAUGUUGAGGAGCAAUGCUUCAAUAUCACACCGACUAUCGAAACAGAUAUGGUCUCCACUAGUCAGCAACCGUGUCCAACUCUACCGUCGCCCCAGUGCUCUCCGCCGCACCCUGCUGCAGCGUCCACGCCGCCACUGCCUCAACACCAGACCACAGUGACAAUAUCACCGAUGCCUUCUUUGACAUCCCCACCGUCUCAUAGUGACGACGCGUCGCCUCCGCGCCGCCACUCCGGCAAUUUGUCGAAAGUGGAUGCCCGUCGAAGACGAGCCAUUAACCGAGCGCCAACCGAAUUCGCGGCGAUUGAAAGGCGUCGCUUGAGAUUAGAGGAGAAGCGGGUGAGGAAUGAAACCAGAAGAUUAGAUAUAGAUGAACAACGUUUAGAUAUAGAGAGGCAAAGAAAUUUUUUGUUAGAGCGAGUAGUAGAUAUUGCUGACGCUAUUUGUCAGCAGUAUCUACCUCAAUAACGACG